AUGCAGACUGCUUCUACAAACAUUUGUGAAAGAAUGGGUCACUCUCAGCAUAGUGAAUUCAAGCGUGGUACCAUGAUAGGUUGCCACCUGUGCAAUAAGUCUAUCCGUGAAAUUUCCUUGCUACUAAAUAUUCCGUGGUUAACUGUUAGUGGUAUUAUAAGAAAGGGGAAGUAACUGGGAACAACAGCAACUCAGCCACGAAAAAUGACAGUGGGGUAAACGCAUGCUGAAGCACACAGUGCACAGAAGUCGCCAACUGUCUGCAGAGUCAGUAGCUAAGGACCUCCAAACUUUGUUUCCAGUGAAGGGAACUCUUAAGGCGUCAGCAUAACAAGACAUUUUGGCCAAUUUUAGG
This is a messenger RNA of Staurois parvus, 355 nucleotides long. NCBI's taxonomy places the organism in Eukaryota, Metazoa, Chordata, Amphibia, Anura, Ranidae. The record is from the annotation of a GenBank genome assembly.